AUGGCGCCAGACACGAAGAAGACCCCCGCGCCGUCUGCUCAUGCGCAUUACACAUCUUCACCAAGCUCAGCCAAAGGGACGAGGUCGUCUACUCGGCUGCAGGCUGCGCCAGGGAAAGAUGAUUCCAGAGUAUUCCGAGGCCUCCAGUCGUCGAACUCUGUCGGCUGGAAGGGCUUCGCCAAGUCGAGUGAAGAGGCCGAAGCUCUUCUCGAGCAGAGGCGCAAGUCAAACCUCUUCAGCCUCGCUGAUCCGGAGAAGAUUGGGUCUACCGGAGCGAUCGCACAGCAUGCCAGCAGCGACAGCCAAAGCGCUGGUACCACGACAACCCCUGCGCAGGAGAGUGGCGCAUCCCGAGAUCUUGACACCAACAUGACCGGCACACAGGAGCCUGGAGAACCUGAACGCAACGAGGACGAAGACGUCAGCGACGGAGAGGACAGUGACGGCAAUAGUCGGCGCCCCAAACGGUCAAGGUCGUCGGUAUGGCCAACACCUCAGCAGUGGGCCAACUGCUUCAAGAUCCGCAUGAUCCACUACUCUUACGUCAACUGGCCUGAGUAUGGCAGUACCGACCUUCCCACCUCCUGGCUCGGCGGCAUCGUCAACCCGGACUCUCCUCUCAACAAGGAAGUCUACGAUCACGGCGGCCAAGUCCAUCGUGUCGCCUUCACCACCACCGAGCAGAACGUCAUGCGUGAGGAAGACGUGAUGGUCUGCGACGAAAACGCCGAAGACAUUCACGAGGAGCCAAGUCUGACGCGCGGUAUGCCGUGGGUGCACUCGACGGACACGACCAGGACUGCAGCGGGGAUCACGUUCUUCACACCGAAGCCUCGCGAGUACGACGAUGAGAUCACGGAAGGGUAUCUCAGGCCCAUGCGCAUGAAGACGGUGGAUGGUGAGAGGAGUGUGCUUGCUCGUGUCUGUGGAGCUGAGGGUUGCGAUGUCUGCGAGAAGCGGUCGUUGGGUGCGAUGAGGAGGUUAAUGGAGGCUUUGGACAUUGAUAUGGGUGAGGACAAGGACCUCGGGGCUGAUGUCGGUGGCAAGAGGCAGAAGAAGGGUGGAAGGAGGGUGACUUUCGCGCUUCCGGAUGCCUCUGCGAGCGAAGAGCCUGAGGUUGGAACGGACGCCCAGGACGAUGUCGAUGAGGGUGAUGAGGGUGAUGAGGGCGAUGAGGGCGAUGAGGGCGACGAGGGCGACGAGGACGGACAGGAUCCGGCUACGCCUGCUCCGGCCACCAAGAAGCCCAAGAAGACAGGGAAGGUCGCCGGAUCUCGCCACUCGAAGAAAAGCCCCAAGAAGAAGUGGUGA
Messenger RNA from Saxophila tyrrhenica, 1311 nucleotides. RefSeq lists its product as uncharacterized. Lineage: Eukaryota; Fungi; Ascomycota; Dothideomycetes; Mycosphaerellales; Extremaceae. The transcript has a single exon. The coding region runs from base 1 to 1311 and encodes 436 amino acids. The record is from RefSeq and is a predicted model, not a curated record.